AUGGAUCAGACUUCGAUAUUGAUUGUGGUAUGGACAUCGUGCAUUAUCGUUGGAUCGGUUUCAAGUUCUAUUCAAUACACGCGAGAAACAAUGCCUGGUGCGCAAUAUUACGACGGUAAAAAGUUAAACAUACCAAUAUCAAAUGAAGCGGGAGUUGAACUCGUGGAACGAUGGCUUAAUCAGGGAAUCAGCAGUAUUAUGGCUUGUAUUGCCACUAAACAGUCAGUCUUUUCAUAUGAUGUGUGGUCUUACAUGUAA
Molecule: messenger RNA, 258 nt
Organism: Cercopithifilaria johnstoni
Lineage: Eukaryota; Metazoa; Nematoda; Chromadorea; Rhabditida; Onchocercidae
Source: the annotation of a GenBank genome assembly